AUGUCUCGCCUGCUACUGCUCUGCUCUUCGCUCCUCCGCCACCGUGCAGUCCUGUUCUCGAAGCCUGGCCACUCAGGCCGCCUCAGCCACUCAGAAAGCCCACAGAACCAAGUCCUGUCGCCCACGGAAUCGGCCAUUGGAAUCAUCGUGUUUUUUACAACCUUUUACAUCCCAGCGGCGUAUGUGCUAAGCAAUCUGAAGUAUUUCAAAGGCGAGUAG
This is a messenger RNA of Grammomys surdaster, 219 nucleotides long. Its product is annotated as cytochrome c oxidase subunit 8C, mitochondrial. The record is from RefSeq and is a predicted model, not a curated record. The transcript has 2 exons. The coding region runs from base 1 to 219 and encodes 72 amino acids. Lineage: Eukaryota; Metazoa; Chordata; Mammalia; Rodentia; Muridae. Gene Ontology annotation, biological process: mitochondrial electron transport, cytochrome c to oxygen. Gene Ontology annotation, cellular component: mitochondrion.